Molecule: messenger RNA, 4264 nt
Organism: Mangifera indica (mango)
Lineage: Eukaryota; Viridiplantae; Streptophyta; Magnoliopsida; Sapindales; Anacardiaceae
Product: disease resistance protein UNI-like
Exons: 9
Coding region: 124-3279 (1051 amino acids)
Molecular function (GO): ADP binding; protein binding
Source: RefSeq, a predicted model, not a curated record
AAGGCAGAGGAUAGAAGUAUUAUAAGAGAUGAAUUACGCGCCAUUCUCUUCUCUUUCCUACCUUCUAUCCAUCAUUAUUCAUCCUCGAUCUCCCGACAACAAAAAACACUCAAAAUUUACAGCAUGGAAAUUGUUACUUCGUCUGUUAGUUCAAUUUCUGAAAUUAUUUUCAGCCGCUUGUUCGAUGCAGCAGGACGUCAGAUUGGCUACCUGCUUAACUACAAUGACAACAUCGAAGCAUUACGAAAUCAAGCUCAGCAACUCAAGGCUACCAGAGACAGCAUGCAAUUGAGAAUUGAUGCUGCUCAAAGAAACAGAGAAAUUAUCUUACCUGAUGUCCAAAGCUGGAUAUCUAAAGUUAAUGAUGUCUCUGCAGAAGCAGAAAAGUUUUUUGAAGAUGAAGGCAACGUGAACAAGAUGUGCUUCAAAGGGCGGUGCAUUAAUGUCCGAUCGCGUUACCGGUUCAGCAAGGUGGCAAAGCAGAAGAUAACGGUGAUCACUCAGCUCCAAGAAGAUGGAAAUUUUCAAACUCUAUCUCAGCCUGCUCCUCCUCCUUCAAGCAUUAUCAUUCCAACUGUUGGAUUUUCUGGAAUUUUUGAAUCCAGAGAAUCAAUCAAGAAUGAAAUUAUGGAGGCCUUGAAAGAUGACAAGGUCAGCAUAAUUGGAAUAUGUGGGCUGGGGGGUGUGGGUAAGACCACACUAGUGAAACGAGUUGGCAAACUAGCUGAAGAAGAAAAGUUGUAUAAUUCAGUAGUUAUGGUAGUUGUGUCUCAAACCCCAAAUAUCAUGAAUAUUCAAGGAGAAAUUGCUCACAAGCUAGAUCUGAAAUCAUUAUCGGAUUGUCCUGAAUCAGCACGAGCAAGUUCCUUGUGGCAGAGAAUUAAGGAGGAGAAACGAAUCCUCAUAAUAUUGGAUGAUGUUUGGGGAAAAAUUAAAUUGGAGGAGAUUGGUAUUCCUUUUGGGAAGGACCACGAAGGUUGUAAGAUUGUGCUUACCUCUCGAAGCAAAAAUGUGCACGAUGAAAUGGAUUGUGACAAAACAUAUAUAGUCAAAACUUUAUCAAAAUGGGAAUCGUGGGAGCUAUUCAAGGAGCUCGUUGGAAUGGAUGUUGAAAAUUCUAUCAGAAGCUCAAUCGCAAAAGAUGUAGUUGCUGAAUGUGACGGCUUGCCGAUUGCAAUUGUGACAAUAGCAAGCGCAUUAAAGAACAAAAAUGAGCAUGUGUGGAUAGAUGCAGCACGACAACUAAAAACGUCUGCUUAUACAGAUAUCUCAGGGAUGCAAAGAAGUGUGGUUUCAUCUUUGGAGUUGAGCAUCAUAUAUCUAGAAAGUGAUGAUGCAAAAUCAUUGUUCUUCUUUUGUAGCUUGUUUCCAGAGGAUUUUGAAAUCCCAAUUGAAGUUUUAGUUACAUAUGGAGUGGCUUUGAGGUGGUUCAAAAAUGUUGAGACAAUGAAGGAUGUUAGGCACAGAGUUUACACUAUUGUAAGUACGUUGACCUCUUCUUUUCUCUUGAUUUAUGGAAAACAUUGGUACAAUAUGGAAGAGUAUGUAAAAUUGCAUGAUGUUGUACGUGAUGUUGCACGUAUAAUAGCACCUAAGUACAACCAAAUAUUCUUGGUCAAAGCUGGCACUGAUUUAAAAGAGUGGCCAAACAGAGAUACAUAUGAAGAUCUCACAUGUAUCUCAUUAAUGUCUAAUGAUAUUAAAGAAGUGUCAAAUGUGAUGGAAUGCCCAAAGUUACAGUCUUUACUAUUGCAGGGAAAUUCUAAAAUGGUUUUCCCUAACAAUUUCUUUCAAGGCAUGAAAGAUCUUAGAGUUGUAGACUUGAGUGAAACUCAAUUAUUGCCACUGCCAGAGUCACUUUCUUUGCUGGCAAAUCUUAGAACAUUGUAUCUUAAUGGUUGCGAGUUAGGCGACUUAUCUAUUAUCGGGCAUCUAAGUAAACUAGAAAUUCUUAGCCUUAAUAAUUCUAAUGUUAGGGAGAUCCCAAUAUCUUUCAGUCAAUUAAUUCAUUUGAGGUUAUUAGCUUUGAACAAUUGUGAAGAGCUUGCACGAAUAGCACAUGGUGUCAUAUCUUCUCUGUGUAAAUUGGAGGAGUUGUAUGUUUUAAGAAGUUUUGAGCAUUGGGAUUCUGAAGGAGAUGAGGGGGGUUUGAGAAACAAUGCAAAGCUUGCUGAGUUACAAUCUUUGUCUAGAUUGACUAGCUUGAAAAUUAUUAUCCCAAACUUGAAUUUCUUAAUUGAUAAUGAUGUGUCGUUCAAAAACUUAUCAAACUUUGCAAUAAUAAUAGGUGGUGUAGGACGUUUUGAAAAGGUCAACUUUAUGAGUUUUUCAAAAGAAUAUUCAAGAAAAUUGUUGAUGUCAAAUGAUGAUAAGGUUAUGAUUUCAGGAUUGAUUAAUUGCCUAAAGAAUUUGGUAAUUGAACAAACGGAAUUUUUAGAAGUAGGCUGGUGUAAAUCAAUGGUAUAUGUAUUUGAUUGUGAAGUGCUUAAGGUGACAUAUGGAAAAACAAAGUUGCUUUCGUCAUUAAAGGAACUAUAUUUGAAAUAUCUGCCAAACAUGACACAUAUAUGGAAAGGUGAAACUCAAUACAUAAACCUUUGCAACUUGAAGAGAAUAAAAUUAUGGAUGUGCCCAAAGUUAGUUAAGAUAUUUUCACAAGAUUUGUUGCAGAGUCUCAUUUGUUUGGAAGAAAUGGAGAUAUGUAGUUGUGACAAUUUAGAGGAGAUUUUCAUAAUGAGAGAAGAAGAGGAAAUAAUACCACCAAGGAAAGAUCUCACCACAACCUCCCCAAGUUUGGGAAACUUAACUUCUAUAUAUAUUUUUAGUUGCAAUAAAUUAAAAAGCCUCUUCACCCCCUCCAUAGUCAAAAGCCUUGUGAAGCUCUGGAAACUUAAAAUAUAUGAUUGCUCAGCAUUGGAAGAAAUAGUCACAAAUGAGGAAGUAUCAUCAUCAUUAGCAAAGAAGAUUGUUUUUCCUAGUUUGUCCGAAUUGAAGCUUGUACAGCUAAGUAACAUUGGUUGUUUUAGCUCAAGCUCAUAUUCUAUUGAAUUUCCUGUUUUGGAGAAACUUAUGAUAAUAAAAUGUCCAAAUAUGAAGAUUUUUGGUUAUGGAGAACAAUUGACACCAAAGCUCAACAAAGUUAUGAUGAGUUCUACCAGAGCACGAUGGCUGGGUAACCUGAACUCCACAGUUGAGCAAUUGUUCAUAGAAGAACAAGAGAAAAUAGCAAGGGAACAACUAAAUGAAGAAGAAGAAGAAGAAGAAAAAGUGAACACCUAACUGAGACAAUGACAAGAUUGAUGGAAAGCUAGUAGCGAGACAUGUUUCAUAAGCUCGUUUAAUCAAGGCGAAGGAAGAUCUUCCUGUUAAAAUCAACGGCCGCCUUAGGCUUCCCGUCGAUACCAUCUGCCGCAACCCUAAAGGCUUUGAGUUCGACAAAGAAGUGUGCUCAUGGCAGUGGGGAAUACAGAGCAUGGAAUUGUAGCAGGAAAAGAAAAGCAGAUAAGUUGAUGAGGUGGGCAGUUUCAGAUUGGCAAGGUUGCACGCCGAUAGAAACUUAGCAGAGGACGCACUUGUGCUUGUUUAUGUAGGGAAGAUGCAUAUAUAUCAAGGCUGCCUGUAUCUAUCAUACGGUCCUGGUAUCAGCAAGAAGGUUACAUGAAGUCUAUGGCUGAAUUUAUUAAGAAAGAGUUAGAGAAGUUCUCUAAGCUUGAUGAGAAACCAGAUGAGGAGUGCAGAAAGUUGAAAAGCCAAGGAUUUGGUGACGAUCAUACUCUGGCAUACCAGUUUUAUGAGUGAGCACAUUGAAACACUUGAAGAGAUUGGCAUGAAGGCUCUUGAAUCCGGCAUUCAAAACUGGGGACAUGUACACGCCCUCAACUGCAUGUCUUCCUUCAUCACUGAUCUGGCAGAUGUAGUACUAGAAGCCUUACUUUCAGCAACCGCUAUAUCUUCCUCAAGGAACAUCUCCAAUGAAGAUGACAAUGACUUUGUGAGAUAUGCUAUCAAAAUGUUCUUCAGUUCUAUAUUAGCAUUCUGUUUGCUUCUGUUGCAAAAAAAUGAUACUUGCAUUCAAGAAUAAUUUCCUUUAAAGGCGAUUUAGAGUAGUAUGACACCAGAUUUUCAAAAAAGUAGAAUAGCAGCUGAGUAUCAUAUGAACUGGUGAUUUCAUAGUUUGAUCAAAAUGGCAUGACAUGCCAGGGAUUUUGUUUGCUGCUGUACCUGAAAAUGGGGAGCUUUUAUGCAGUGAUGUUACUCUAUCUUA